CAGCUCACACAACAUUUCCGAAACUCGUACAGAAUAGAACACAAGCUAUAUACGAGGCAAACGAGAAUAUAGUAAGAAUUUUAUAAACACAAGAGAAACAAAAUUUAAUCUAACAAAAUUAUUGUUUAAACAUUUAAUGUUUGACAUGGAUCAGUUCAAUGUGCCCAAGAAAGUGAAUCGACAUGUCUUUAAAGCCGUCUCCGCAUUGCAGACCUCGCGUUCGGGCUUCGUGUCUGCCGAGCUGAUCAACCAGCACGUUAAGCGCCAAAUGCGCCGGGGCAAGAAUGUGCCCAAUUUGGAUGAGAUCAUACAUCAGUCGCUGGCCAAUCUGACCAAUCUUGGCGUGCUGGCCUGCACUGGCUCCUCGGACUAUGCCAUACGGCAUACCAUCAAGUGUGCCACCGAUGAAUAUUCUCUGCUGCCGAAUCCCAUGUGCCAGGUAGAUACCUCGGCAGCGGCAUCAGCAUCAGCAGCAGCAGCAGCAGCAGCUCCUCGCAAGCGAAUUACAUGCUCCAAUCCAGUGCGGGUGAUUAGCGCCGAUUCAGCGGGUAAGGUUAGGCUGCGCACACGUGUGCCGCGCAUCAGGAAAGGUGCGGUCAAAGCCGUUAAGCGUGCUCCCGUAUCGAAGACAAGGCGAGCACGUGCUCCGUUUUCGCGCCAAAGAAAGAGUGGCCAGCGUCGGCCGUCGAUAAUGUGCAUUGCUUGCCGCUCGGCCGUAAUGGAUUUGGUCAAAAUAUGUCAAAUGAUUAAUCAGUGCAGCAGCAUGGACGCACAUGGAACACAUAUUGUAGCUGAAAACGCAGCUGAAUCCUCUAUACCCAUGGCCAUGGAAAUAGAGCCUAAUGUGGUGCCUCAGGUUUCGCCUAUGUACGCACCAAGCCAUGACAAUUCUCAAGGUAAUCACGCCAAUAAUUCUACUUAAAAUGGUCUGGCUUUAAUUUCAUUUAUAUUAGCUUUUAACAACAAACAAUUGAAAAUAUCCCAAAAAAUGUUGGUAUUCAAAUAAAAUUUACUUACACAGCAAUCCGCCCGA
This is a messenger RNA of Drosophila virilis, 1033 nucleotides long. It is a transcript of the gene vrs, whose product is annotated as versager. Lineage: Eukaryota; Metazoa; Arthropoda; Insecta; Diptera; Drosophilidae. The record is from RefSeq and is a predicted model, not a curated record.